Molecule: messenger RNA, 6560 nt
Organism: Arvicanthis niloticus (Nile rat)
Lineage: Eukaryota; Metazoa; Chordata; Mammalia; Rodentia; Muridae
Gene: Appl1
Product: adaptor protein, phosphotyrosine interacting with PH domain and leucine zipper 1
Biological process (GO): signaling; insulin receptor signaling pathway
Cellular component (GO): cytoplasm; endosome membrane
Molecular function (GO): identical protein binding; protein kinase B binding
Source: RefSeq, a predicted model, not a curated record
CCGCUGAGCUCCAGGCUGGGGCGGCGGCGCCUGCGAGAGGGCGGACCGGGUCAGCUGCUGCAGGCGGGGCCGCGUGCGGAGCUGUGGGCGGCUGCCGAGUGUCCUGCCGCCGCCCAGCCUUCGCCACGAUGCCGGGGAUCGACAAGCUGCCCAUUGAAGAGACCCUGGAGGACAGUCCGCAGACAAGGUCUUUACUGGGUGUAUUUGAAGAAGAUGCUACUGCUAUUUCCAAUUAUAUGAACCAAUUGUAUCAAGCUAUGCAUCGGAUUUAUGAUGCACAGAAUGAAUUAAGUGCAGCAACACACCUGACUUCGAAACUUUUGAAAGAAUAUGAAAAACAGCGUUUUCCUCUGGGGGGUGAUGAUGAAGUUAUGAGCUCUACUUUGCAGCAGUUUUCCAAGGUCAUAGAUGAGCUUAGUUCUUGUCAUGCAGUACUUUCAACUCAACUUGCUGAUGCCAUGAUGUUCCCUAUUUCCCAGUUUAAAGAAAGAGAUCUGAAAGAAAUAUUGACACUAAAAGAGGUAUUUCAGAUCGCUAGUAAUGAUCAUGAUGCUGCAAUUAAUAGGUACAGCCGAUUGUCAAAAAAGAAAGAAAAUGACAAGGUAAAGUAUGAAGUAACAGAGGAUGUGUAUACUUCUAGGAAAAAACAACACCAGACCAUGAUGCAUUAUUUUUGUGCACUAAAUACUCUUCAGUACAAGAAGAAAAUAGCUUUGUUAGAACCUCUACUUGGAUACAUGCAGGCUCAGAUAAGUUUCUUUAAGAUGGGUUCUGAAAAUCUCAAUGGACAACUGGAAGAAUUCUUAGCUAACAUUGGAACAAGUGUACAAAAUGUUCGAAGAGAAAUGGAUGGUGAUGUAGAGACCAUGCAGCAGACAAUAGAAGACUUGGAGGUAGCCAGCGACCCUUUAUAUCUGCCUGACCCAGAUCCCACCAAGUUUCCCGUUAAUCGAAAUUUAACCCGAAAGGCUGGAUACCUAAAUGCUAGGAAUAAAACAGGCUUGGUGUCAUCUACCUGGGAUAGGCAGUUUUACUUCACGCAGGGUGGAAACUUAAUGAGUCAAGCCCGUGGAGAUGUGGCAGGAGGCCUAGCCAUGGACAUAGACAACUGCUCAGUGAUGGCUGUGGACUGUGAAGAUAGACGAUACUGUUUUCAGAUCACUUCUUUUGAUGGAAAAAAAUCUUCAAUUUUGCAAGCAGAGAGUAAAAAAGACCAUGAAGAGUGGAUCUGUACAAUAAACAACAUAUCUAAACAAAUAUACUUGAGUGAAAAUCCAGAGGAAACUGCUGCACGAGUGAAUCAGUCUGCUCUAGAAGCUGUCACUCCUUCCCCAUCUUUCCAGCAGAGACACGAGAGCCUGCGUCCAGGAGGACAAUCUCGGCCACCAACAGCUCGAACCAGCAGUUCAGGGUCCUUGGGAUCAGAGUCUACAAAUUUGGCUGCCCUCUCUCUAGAUUCUCUUGUUGCUCCAGAUACACCAAUACAGUUUGAUAUAAUUUCUCCUGUGUGUGAAGAUCAGCCUGGCCAGGCAAAAGCCUUUGGUCAAGGAGGCAGGCGUACAAAUCCAUUUGGAGAAUCUGGAGGAAGCACAAAAUCAGAAACGGAAGACUCUAUUCUUCAUCAGUUGUUUAUUGUCCGAUUCCUUGGUUCUAUGGAGGUUAAGUCAGAUGACCAUCCAGAUGUUGUCUAUGAAACAAUGCGCCAGAUCUUAGCUGCUCGAGCCAUCCACAACAUCUUCCGUAUGACAGAAUCACAUUUGUUAGUCACUUGUGACUCUUUGAAGUUAAUUGAUCCGCAGACUCAAGUUACAAGACUCACAUUUCCAUUACCGUGUGUAGUUCUGUAUGCUACUCACCAGGAAAAUAAACGACUUUUUGGAUUUGUUCUCCGGACAUCAGGUGGAAGAAGUGAGAGUAAUUUGUCAUCAGUCUGCUAUAUAUUUGAAUCAAACAAUGAGGGGGAAAAGAUUUGUGAUUCUGUUGGAUUGGCAAAACAGAUAGCUUUGCAUGCUGAACUGGAUCGUAGGGCAUCAGAAAAACAAAAAGAAAUAGAGAGAGUAAAAGAGAAACAACAGAAAGAACUCAGCAAACAGAAACAGAUUGAGAAGGACUUGGAAGAACAGAGCCGGUUGAUAGCUGCCUCCAGUAGACCAAACCAGGCUGGUAGUGAGGGCCAGCUUGUUCUUAGCAGUAGCCAAUCAGAGGAGAGUGAUUUGGGAGAAGAAGGAAAAAAAAGAGAAUCAGAAGCAUAAACUCGUUGUUGCUUUUUGAUUUCCCCCUUUCCCUGGAAUGUGGUACAGUGUAUCCAUGCUAAAGAUCAAGGAAGAGACUAAGCUUUAUAGUGGGUGUUUCGGCUUCAUUUUAAAAAACUGAACUUGAUAACAGGUUAUAUCUAACAUUUCCCCUUAAAAAUAAAAUACUAUGCAUUAUCAUCCAACUCUGCUCUCCUAAACAACACCUGCUCACUUUUCUGUAGUAGAUUGCUAAGGAGUUAUACUUGCUCAAAAUAUUUUUCCUGUAAAUUGUGACCAUUUUAUGAUGCAUUGUAAUUGGCUGUCUCCCUAAGAAAUCAUUUAUUCCUCGGACUCUGCCCUCCGUGUGUGCUCUCCUUCCAUUAGGAAUGUCUUAUGGUAGUGAGGGAGUGGUCAACUGGAUGAACUUAAAAUCCUUUGUGUGGAGAAUUCUACAAGUUUGCAAAUGUUCUAACAAUAUUGAGUGUGCAAUAGAAUUUGUACAAAAUCACUAGGACGGGCAGGUCGUGCUGUUGACUUCAGGGUGUUUUGUGGCUUGUUCCAUUGCUCUGAUGUACUCGAUCCUGGCAGUGGGAGAGACCUCAAGUGUCUGUUGGUGUUUGGUAUGGUCCUUGGUGUUUUGUUACCAUCUUCUCGGUUCUCAGGUUGGGACGUUACUUAUUGCUGCAGAACAGUGAGGGUUAGAGUAAGACUUCAGAAUUUAUUGAGAUUGUUGUUGUUGUUCAGACAUUUUAUAUUAGAAUUGACAAGUAAAGGGAGUGUGGUAGACUGAUACAUUGUAUUUUCUGUAUUGUGAAAUAAUUUUUAAUGACAAUGAGUGACAUUUCAAAAGAUGUUCUAUAACAAUUAUGUUUACUGCUUAAAUAAAAAUGUGCAGCUUAGUUUAGAAAACAUAAUCUUUUAAAUUUCAAACUGAUAAUCCCAGUAUUUUCAUAAUCCCACAUUUUGAUAAUGUAUUGAAUUGCCACUUUAUAUCUACAAAGGCAAAUAACUAAUUUAUGAGUGUAGAAUAAUUUGCACUAAUUAUUGUAAAUACUUUUACUUUUCAAAUGAGUAAAAGAUCUAAUUCCAUGAAAGACUGAAAAAGAAUUGAACACCUCAUAUAGGACCAAGGAUGGAGUUAGCUUGCUACCAAGGUUGACAUGUCAAAACUUUCUUUACUCAGAUUUUAAACUGUGUUUAUAAAUUUUAUUUUCAUGUGUUCUACAUGAAAGGGUGUAUAUAUACAUAUGUAUACAGGUUAAAUAUAUUGAUUAGUAUUUUACAUAGUCAUACAUUUAUAGAUUUUCAAGAGGUUAACCAGUAAUUUCACAGGUAGUUUUCCCUUUGUUCUGAAUUAGAAGUGGUUUCUGUUUUAGUUUUCAGCAUAUAGUAACUCAGUUCCACACUCUGUAAGUGCACUGUUUCUGUAGGAACAAGAUAACAAUACAUAUAGGAUCACGAUAUUCUUUUUAUCCAUGUGCCAAAUGGGACUAAUGGUUAUUUAAUACUCUUUAAAGUCUUAGGUUACCCAAACAUGCAGUUAAUAAUUAUCAAUUUAUGGAGUGCAUUUGGCUAACUGUCUAUUUUGGGCUUACUAAAGGGAAUGCUUUCACAGUAGUGUUUCCUUCUUGUUCAACUAUAAACUGCUGUGCUUAGAACUUGGUUAGUAGUGGCAAGUCUUGCUUUUAAGACUUUUUUUUGAGAUUGGUAAGGUUUCUGGUUUUUGUUGUUGUUGCUAUUGGGUUGUUGUUGUUGUUGUUGUUGUUGUUGUUGUUUGUUUGAUUUUGGCAGUGAUAGGGAUCAAACCCUGGGUCUUAUUAAACUACCACAGAGCCACACCACCAUCCCAGGUUUUCAGUUUCAUGAAGUCUUUUCUUGAUAGAAGAUGUCAUGCUUACUUCAGAUGAACUGAGUCAUCAGGAGGCACUUUUAUUUGGUUGGUGCUUUGCAUGGUAGCAAAAUACUGAUAUUUGGAUAAAAAUUUAGGUCAGAGGUAAAAAUUUUCUAAUUCUUUUUAAGUGUGUUGUAUAGGAAUUUCCCCAGUUGUGUUCAUGUCCAUAGGUCAGACAAAAGUGUGUUCCAAUGCCCAGGACACAUCUUGAGUGGAUCAAACAGUUUUGGAUGAUUUAACCUCUGUCACUGUUAAACUUGUGGACUUGUGCUCCUCAGCUUCUAGCAGCUCUCCUGCUGGAAGAAGUCUGCCUGUGAGCUUCUUCCUAAAUGGCAGUGCAGACCUUACUCUGAUAUACUGUCCUCCAGAAUCUAUCUCUCCAGUUUUUUAGAAAUUAACAAAAUUGCUUUUUAAAAAAAUGAAAUUUAGCCUACCUAAUUAUACUCUGCAUUCUUUUACCUAUAUUGACAGUACUUGCGUAACUGUGGUAAUAGACUCAAUAGAAAUCACUCACUUCUGUGUCCUUGCUAGAGACUUGCAUAAACUUGCUAAAGACUGAAACAGUCCAUUUGAACAGAGUCCUUGGAUCCCUGAAGCUAAUCUUGUUUUUGCCAUUAUUUAAUGAUUACUUGGUGUUUAGUUCCACAGUGUUGGGAUGAGAAACUUGCCAUUAUUUUUGAGAAAAGGAUAGUAAGAUGUACGUAACAUUGUAGGUAACAUGAUUUUGUGCAGUGAACACUCACGAGUAACAGGAACUGCACUAUUUACGGUUUAAACUGACAAUGCUGGCAGACCCUUAAAGGUAGUAUAUUACAAAGUCUUCUGACAUAUGAAUGAAAUAAAAAAUAUUUGCUUUAAUAACGGAGUCUCAGCAUUUAGAUCAUAUUUUUAAAUAUUUAACCACAUCAGUGUAUGUAGCAAGCAAACUUAAUUUUUUUUAGCAAGUUUGUUUUAUUUGAGAUUUUGUUUUGAGAUUUUUAUUCUAUAUUAAUAACAAAUAUUUGAAACUAGAACCAUACUGAACUUUUUUUUAAUGAUAAGAUUAAAUGGAUUUUAAAGGAAAAAUUAUUUAAAUUUUUAUUUGUUAAUAGUCAUGGGUAGCAUAAAAAUACUAAUGUUAAUCAAAAUACUUCUAAAAGUACUUUAAAAGUAUCUUAAAGAUCUUCAUUAGGCUAAUUUCUAUGUAUUUCCUUUCCAGGAGUAUUCUUCUUAACAGCAUAGGCUUAUUAAGACUACAGGAAAUGGAAGUUUGAGGAUUGGCCACACCAAGAGCAAUGACUUCACUGAUUUCUCGAUUUUCCUUUCUCUGUAGUUUUGACCUCUCAUCAGGCACUGUCCUGGAAAGGUUCUGGUCAUGCUGCCUCUCUUUUCACUGUCAUGACAGAUUCCAUCCCUUUCACGGACCUUUCCAUUCUUUUUCCACGUUUUUUGAUUUCAGCUCUUCUUUCUCUGGCUUUCUGGGCCACUGCUCUAAGUUUCUCUUCAUGUUUCUCCUUUCUUCUUUCUUUCUACUUGGGCUCGCAUAUCCACUGCUUCUCGAGCCUUCUGAUCAGCAAUGUAUAGUGCUUCAGCCAAUUUGGCAAAUUUUUCAUUUAUAUGGACCCUCUAAAGUCCUCUUCUAUCAGCAGCCAGCCGAUAUCUAAUGGAAUGGCACACCCCUUAGAGUUCUUCCAUUUGGAAAUACAAGGAGGGGUUUUCCACUCCUGCUGUUCCUUUACAGUCAUCUUCUGAGGAGAGUGCCUUACAGGUGCAGGAGAAGAUGGUGGUCCCCAAGGUAUUUUCUUAACUAAUCUUGAAUCUUGGAGGCUCCAUUGGGUCUCUCUGCAUUUCUCCUAUCCGAAUAACCCUCUGUUUUGCCCCAGAAUUGAACACUACUCCCUGCUGAGAUGGUGUGUCACUGGUGAGUACCAUCUCUGAAGGGGGACUGGGACAUAAGAAAGAUGAUUCAUUCUUUCUUAGAUAGGGUUUUUCUGUGUAGUCCUGGGAGCUCUGGAUCUCUUUCUACAGACCAGGUUGGCCUAGAUCAGAUACCCACUUGCCUCUGCAUCCCAAGGCGAAGGCAGCAAGGAGAGACUACGGUCCAUACUGAACUUUUAAUUAGACUCUGGCUAUAUUUGUGAGUAACCGACUUCAGUUAUAUGAAUCCUGGGGAUGAAAUGAUAAUUAAUGUGUAAGACUGCUUUGUAUGUUUUGUGGGUUUUGUAAUGUAAGUAAAUUGAUUAACUCUUAUUUCACUGAUAUUAACCAAUUGUGCAGUGUACAGUUAAAAAUCAUUCAGCUUCUCUUUAAAACUGCAUUUGUGAUCAUGGUAUAGCUUGUGGAGCAGAGGACUUAUUUUUUCAUUUGUCAAAAUAGAUAUUUGCUAACAAGGCUUCAAGAAAUGUGUUGGAUUUUUUUUUUAAAUGUAUAAUAAAGUCCAUGAUUUUUAUAUGGUA